AUGGGACUGUUCAUGUGUAAACUUAUACCUUAUAUAAAAGCGGUAACGGUCACUGCAAGUAUUUACACUCUGUUUGCUAUAUCAAUCGAACGUAUUUAUGCUGUGAAACAUCCUUUACAUGCUCGUAGUGUAUUGACGAAAAGUAAUGCCAUUAAAUCGAAUUUAUUUAUUUGGCUAUUUUCCAUGAUACUUAUGGCAGCCGUUCCGUUUGUACGAACAUAUUCUAAUCCAUUCGCAUCCACAGCAUUCUCAUCAAAUGUUACCCGAUCGAUUUUUUUCACUACUGGAAUGGAUAUUAAUAUUUGUUUUGAACAAUGGUCAUCGUCACUUUCCAAAUUAGUUUAUACCAUAAUAAUCUUCAUCUUUAUCUACGUUAUACCAUCGUUGACAAUAUUAGCUGCACAUUUAUCGAUAGGCUUCUAUAUUAAUGUUGGACAGUCAUGUCGAAGAUCUGAUUAUCAUAGUGAAAGUAUACAAAUAACUUCUAUAAUCGGAAGAAAACCGUAUGAACGCUCGUUAACAUCAGCUUCAACGACCAUCGGCUCAACACUUUUCAAUCAAAAAAAUUGUUCAACAGUAUCAAAUUCUGAACGUAUUCGAACAAAACAACAUCGAAAAUUAUUGCGUAUGUUAAUAAUCAUGAUAUUAUUAUUCUCGUUAUCUUGGUUACCUUAUCAUAUUCUCAGUCUUAUUAUGGAAUGUCAAUCAUUGUCAGAAAAGACAACAUUAACGAAAAAUUAUUAUAACACUUUACUGUACGAUUACGCAUUAUGGUUGGGUGAAUUUGGAUCAGUGCUGAAUCCCAUAUGUUAUGGAAUUAUGUCCGAACGUUUCCAAGCAUGUCUUGUAAGGCUAUUCAAACCUACUCGAUCAAAAAGAAUAACUCAAUGUACAUUCAUGUUUAGACCACGCUCUAAAUCAUUGGUGGGCCGGGAAAGAUUUUUUAGGGGGACAAUCAAUUUUUAG
Messenger RNA from Didymodactylos carnosus, 966 nucleotides. NCBI's taxonomy places the organism in Eukaryota, Metazoa, Rotifera, Eurotatoria, Philodinida, Philodinidae. The record is from the annotation of a GenBank genome assembly.